Ceraceosorus guamensis is the source of this 1790-nucleotide messenger RNA. RefSeq lists its product as hypothetical. The coding region runs from base 295 to 1509 and encodes 404 amino acids. Gene Ontology annotation, molecular function: structural constituent of ribosome; rRNA binding. Gene Ontology annotation, cellular component: mitochondrial large ribosomal subunit; ribosome. NCBI's taxonomy places the organism in Eukaryota, Fungi, Basidiomycota, Exobasidiomycetes, Ceraceosorales, Ceraceosoraceae. Gene Ontology annotation, biological process: translation. The record is from RefSeq and is a predicted model, not a curated record. The transcript has 2 exons.
CCCCUGGUGUAUCACGGAUAGCGUCCUCCAUCCGACAUCUUUGAGAGAACGACGACUUCAAAGUGCUUUUCAUCGCAUCGGUGUACCUGGGCGCGCUCGGCAAACCCAUCGUCGGUGCGCUGCCAAUUUGCUGCACUGCAGAGCUUACGAGAUUCGUGCGACUCCACUGUGAGCAGCACCCUUGGUAUCUCGCCCCUUCGUCGCUACGCGAACAGAAGCUUGAAGAGGGGCGAAAAGUAACUCCUCGUUUACCACUCAGCUUCAGCACCCAUCACUAUACAUCGCAAAAAAGAGAUGGCUUCAAGUAGAAAGUUUUCUGGCUUGUUGCCUGGUAGCGGCGUUGCGUCCACGUCUCAGUGCGCUCUGCACUUACCUCGACGAGCAGCCAACACCUUUGCUUCGCGGCGGAGCGUCAGCAGUAGCUGUUUGGAUCGGACUAGGACUAGCAGAGCGACAGCACUCAGCUCGGCUGGCAACAGGUGUGCUGCACCGCGGCGUCAGCAGCUGGCCGCUGUGUGGGCUCCGGCGUCCCAGCAAGUUCGACAUUCGCACGUGGGCAAGCAGAGGAUCCGCAUUCCGCCCACGGCCAGCAUCGACGUACUAGACUUUCCGCCUCAACCGAACCCUUUGAAGCCUCUGCCGCAGACGUUGAAGGGACAAGGUUCUAUAUUGGUCAAGGGACCCGUGGGUCAGAUCUUGCUGCCCCUCUUGCCCAAAGUCUAUCUCUUUACGCGAAAGCAAGCACAAGGCUCGGAAACGGCUGGGUCGGCAGCUCCAAAGGCACCUGAUGCGGGAGGCAGCCCGCAAGAAGAAGACUCGCACUUGCUUGGUCCCGGACAGGGCAUCCCUGCCCUGGAUGUCGGUGGCGCGAACCAGUCAGCAACGCCAUCCAGCGAUGAGGCGUCAAGCAGGACGCUGUUCGUAGGCGUGGAGUCGAAGGAUACCAAAGAGGUCAGAGCUGCCUGGGGCACUACAGCUGCCAAGCUGCUCAACGCCAUCCAAGGAGUGACAGAAAGUCACAAAUUUCAACUCGAUCUGGUGGGCGUGGGUUACAGAGCUGCGCUGGAGGAAGAUCCUUUUCCCAGGCUAGACGACGUAGAGCUGGCGCUGCAAGCAAUCGAAGAGGGUUCCGCAUCCAAAGUCAAGACGCACUUUACCAGCUCGGCGCAGAACCAAUUCUAUGCUUCGCACGUGCAACAGUGGAAAGAAGCUCAAUCGACGGGCACGGAACUUGAUGCGCACGUAAAGAAAGACUCGGAUGGAAAGAGGGCAAGAUUGAGAUUGCACCUCAGAUUGGGUUACUCUCAUCCUGUCCUCAUUCCCGUGCCUCGAGGCGUCACGGUGGCUGUCCCAAGUCCUACCGUCAUCAAACUGUGGGGCGCGGACAAGGAAGAUCUGGGUCUGUUUGCUGCCUCUAUCAGGAUGUGGAGACGUCCAGAACCGUACAAGGGCAAAGGAAUAUACGUAAAUGGGGAGAAGAUACAGCUGCGCACUGCAAAGAAGAAGUAAUCGUAAUGGAAGGUCGAUCAGGGCAAGCAAGCGCGACUUUGCAUUCUCGCCAACAUCAUUCCUGCGCUGACGAUCAGUGCGCUCGUCAACUAAAGCGGGCGCAGACAGAGAGAUUGAGAAGGAGCUGAGGAUGUUAGGAGCAUUCAUUUGGGCUGUCGAGCAGCGAUGGCCCGCAAGAAUGCAAAUGUGUACUCUCUGAAAAGCCGCAAUUCGUAUGACGGUCAUGUCAAAUGCUUUACACCUGUCCAGACGGAUGUCAAGGUAUCUCAGGGAUGUUUUGG